UUCAUCUGACUGUCGAAGCAGCUGUUAGUCUGAAGUCACACAUUAAGAUGAACUGAGAGCAAACAAGAUGGACAAAGUUCUGCUGCUCAUCAUGGCUGCAUCAGGGCUGAGUGCUGUCUCAUCACAAGCUGGACGGCAGUACUAUUUUUUUUAUGAGCCGCAGAACGUGACUGAAGCAAAAACUUACUGCAGAGAGAAAUACACAGACCUGGCCACUGUAGACAGCAUGGAGGAUGUAAAGACCCUGAACAAAAUGGCAGAUUCAAGCAACAUGGUCUACCCAGGAUACCCAACAUACUACAACUAUCGAGCAUGGAUAGGACUGUAUGAUGACGUGAACAGCUGGCGGUGGUCACUGACGAACACAAGUUUCUACAAACCCGGGGAGACGGAGUUCAGACGAUGGCGGAAUGGGGAACCGAAUAAUAUGUUCAGUAAAGAACACUGCACACAGAUGGGUGUUGAUGGGAAAUGGAACGACGCCAGUUGUGACAGCUCCAUGAAGGCAGUCUGUGUACAGGUCAGAGGGCCAGAUGUGACUUUUAUCCUCACUAACAUCUCCAUGUCGUGGCCUGCGGCCCAGAACUACUGCAGAACACAGUACACAGACCUGGCCAGUGUGAGAAACAGCACAGAGAACCAGAAGGUGCAGGACCUGAUACCUACUGGAGGAGCAGUCUGGAUCGGCCUUUUCAGAGACUCCUGGAAGUGGUCGGAUGGAAGUACUUCCUCAUUCAAGUACUGGAACACUGGGUACCCCAACAACAAAGCUGGGAACGAGGCUUGUGUGGCUGCAGCUUUCAAUCAAUCUGGACAAUGGGAAGACUGGAACUGUGGCGUCAAGAGAGCAUUCAUUUGCUUCGGUCCAGUGCCUGCUUCAAAGGAUGUGAUAAGACUGAGUUUGGAGAAGAAGAACUCCCUGGAUCUGAACAGCCCUGCUGUGAUGGAGGCCAUGUUGAAGCAGCUCCAACAGAAGCUGAAGGCCCGGGGGCUGGACGGCAACAUCAAACUGAGCUGGAGGAAGCAGGCCGAUGGAAAAGUCUUCCACAGGAAGAAGAAGAAGGAUGAGCUGGAAUGAUCGCUGCGCUGUUUUCAUCAGAGAAAAGUGUGUUUCUUUCCUUAGAGUGCUAACGGGCUAGAAUAGAGAUGUGACAAUCAGCUGAUUAACCCAUAAGCCCACUUCCAGCUUCUCAAUAAUGAAGUUUUGAUUCUUUUCUUCGUCAUGUAUGAUCAUUAACUUAAUAUCUCUGGGCUGUAGACUGUUGGAUGAUUGAAACAAGACUUUUGAAUAUAUCUGCUUUGGCUGCGGGUAAAUAUAACAGACAUGUUUCACUAGUUUCUGACAUUUUGUAGAACAGAUACGUUAAGAUUAGAAAAGAUUUUGCAGCAGAACCAUGCACUAUUUAUUUACAGUUAAAUCACUCGCUCCACGGACCCAAGGAAGUGCAUUUACAAGUGUGAAGUUGUUUGAUAGCGCGGUUCUCCAGAUUGCUGCAAGCAGCAACACCGGAGGCCAUAGACGCGUUUAAUACGGGCACUGCACUAGUGCUUCUUCAACACAAGUCCAGUUACAUAAAUAACGUCAAGGAGUCUGAUAUCACAUUCAAAUCAUCCUGUGUUUGCAUAGAAAGUCAAACCAGCGGCGGAGGAAGUAUUUACAUCCUGUAGUAGAAAUGAACUGGUUUCUAAACAAGGUUCAAUGCAUCGCUUCUCUUUGUUAGAGGUGAAUGUUUUUUUUGUACAUGGUCCCUGAUAUUGUAAUGCAACAAACUAAAGUAAAUGUACCAAUCCCAAAGUAAAGUAAAAGUCCUGCAAUGUAACUGUAAUAAAGGUAUUUAAAGUGGCCAUAUUAUGCUCAUUUUCAGGUUCAUAAUUGUAAUUGGAGAUUGUAUCAGAAUAGGUUUACAUGGUUUAAU
Molecule: messenger RNA, 1916 nt
Organism: Perca fluviatilis (European perch)
Lineage: Eukaryota; Metazoa; Chordata; Actinopteri; Perciformes; Percidae
Product: macrophage mannose receptor 1-like
Exons: 7
Coding region: 68-1078 (336 amino acids)
Source: RefSeq, a predicted model, not a curated record